AUGGUCGUGUUCAUCGUGCUGAGCACACUAAACUUUGUCAAAGCCGCUUUAUAUGUCGUGUCACCGGCGGCUGGUUCGACCUGUCAUGGAGGGCAGCCUUGCACCGUUACCUGGCUGGAUAAUGGCGAGGAGCCUCUGCUGUCCAGCAUAGGAGCAUGUACGGUUGGGCUAUACACCGGAACUGACGAAUUGCUCCAGCAGAUCGAGCCCGUGAAUGUCGGAUCCGCUCACUCUCUCCAAUUUACUCCGGAUCCUGCGGUUGGACCUAACGGCGAUGACUAG
Messenger RNA from Gloeophyllum trabeum ATCC 11539, 282 nucleotides. RefSeq lists its product as uncharacterized. The transcript is spliced from 4 exons. NCBI's taxonomy places the organism in Eukaryota, Fungi, Basidiomycota, Agaricomycetes, Gloeophyllales, Gloeophyllaceae. Bases 1 to 282 code for a protein of 93 amino acids. Gene Ontology annotation, biological process: (1->6)-beta-D-glucan biosynthetic process; cell wall biogenesis. The record is from RefSeq and is a predicted model, not a curated record.